AUGGAAAAGAUGAUCGUAGCGCUCUCGAAAAAUUCCGAACGAGGCAAUCGGAUACUGGAAGCUGAGAAGCGCUCAAGAAGCCUAGUGGGCACAUUCGAUAUAAGUUCCGAAGACUUUUCUAUCGCAUUCCCCUACCACAUCUGUUUUGACAAAGAUCUUCUCAUUGAACACUGCGGACAUUACAUUAAAACCGCAUAUCCACAGGCGAUUCGGCAAGAGACCAGAGUGACUGACAUUCUCGAAUUGGUGCAUCCAGAGGCAAGCCUAAUGUUUAUGAAAAUCAAUCUGUGA
Messenger RNA from Ostertagia ostertagi, 291 nucleotides. The record is from the annotation of a GenBank genome assembly. Lineage: Eukaryota; Metazoa; Nematoda; Chromadorea; Rhabditida; Trichostrongylidae.